Molecule: messenger RNA, 489 nt
Organism: Heterobilharzia americana
Lineage: Eukaryota; Metazoa; Platyhelminthes; Trematoda; Strigeidida; Schistosomatidae
Source: the annotation of a GenBank genome assembly
AUGAGCAUCCACAUAUAUCCUACACAUUGUGGUGUUGAUCCGUCAGGAAGCGAAAUAUCUACUACAGACAGCCUAAUUCAAGAGUUUCAAGAAUUUGAAGCACAAGUCUAUUCUGGUGCAUUAUUCGAUCAGAAUUGUAGAACAAGCACUCCAUUAACUGAAAAUAAAAACUGUCUACCAAGUCAAACGAUGAAUAUCCCGACAAUAAAACUUGAUCCAUGUCUGCGCGAAACUUGUACUAACCAGCGACUGGAAGGAAAACGUGAGACAAAUGGAAUGUCUGAUAUUGAAGUAGACAGUCUAGAUGACGAACCAGCGAAUCCUGAAGCACAAAACAGUAUGAUAUCAAAAACACCAGUGCAUACUGAUUCCCAGUGUAAAAGCAAUAAUUCACCGGAUUAUCGUGCAAAGCUUUCACGCAUUCCACAGUUGAUUCGAUCACCGAACAAAGUGACUAGUCACCUACUAUAUCAAACAGUUUGGAGGUAA